Messenger RNA from Lagenorhynchus albirostris (white-beaked dolphin), 837 nucleotides. Its product is annotated as F-box only protein 27-like. Gene Ontology annotation, molecular function: protein binding; ubiquitin protein ligase activity. Gene Ontology annotation, biological process: glycoprotein catabolic process; SCF-dependent proteasomal ubiquitin-dependent protein catabolic process. The record is from RefSeq and is a predicted model, not a curated record. Gene Ontology annotation, cellular component: SCF ubiquitin ligase complex; cytoplasm. NCBI's taxonomy places the organism in Eukaryota, Metazoa, Chordata, Mammalia, Artiodactyla, Delphinidae.
AUGACAGCCUCCAGGGGCCUGCCCGCCAGGGUCCCCGCUCCAGACCCCGAACCCGAGGAGGUUCCGGGUCUGGGCCAACUGCCCAUGGAGCUGCUCGAGAUGGUGCUGAGCCACGUGCCCCCACACGUGCUGCUCGGGCACUGCCGCCGGGUGUGCCGGUGCUGGUGUGACCUGGUGGACUGCCAGGACCUGAGGCUGAGCAUCCUGGCCCAAGACCGUGCCGCCCUGUCACCUGUCCUCCACUCCUACCUGCCCUCCGCUGACGACCUCAGGCCCUGCAUCCUGGGCUGCUUCUGGGAGCGAAGACCGAUAGGACGCAACCUCCUCCAGAACCCCAAGGGCCUAGAAGGCUUCCGGGACUGGAUGAUGCAGAGCAGUGGAGAUGGCUGGGGAGAGGAGGAAAACUUGGAGGUCAGGCCUGGGGCCACUUCCCAGGACUCCUUCCUGUCUGCCUACAAGUGGUGUCACAAGAAGGAAAUGUUGGACCUGGAGGAGGAGGGUCUGUGGCCAGAGCUCCUGUAUAGUGGAAAGAUUGAGAUUUGUGUCUCUGCCGGGUGGACAGACCAACAAGGCAUGGCCUGUGUAUAUGAGCUAACUGUCCAACUUCUAGAUGCCAACCAGACCAUGCUGCAUAAUUUCUCUCCUAUGCCUGUUUCCAUCCGGCAGGGUAGAAACAGUGUCCGCUUUGAGGUCAACCAUGUGUUCUUCAGCUUCAAGAUUGGUGUCCGCUUUGUGUCUGUUGAACACUGGGUUUGGGACUUGGGGUUCUGGCCUGAACAAAAUGGAAUCUAUCUGCCCAAUGCCAGUGUGAUUCCACGGGUACAUCUGUUCAAGUGA